UGCGCCUAUCACAAAAUGAAAAGGGAUCCUACGCAUUCACACCACACCACACCAGUGCACGACCCCAAGGAUCGAAGUAAGAGGGAAGCCGAAACGUUAGUCCCUGCCAAGCCGAGCAAAUCGGGAUGGGCAUCGUCGAAGAAGCUCACAACGUCAAGGUGAUUGGCUCCGGCGAGCAGACCAUCGUCCUCGCCCACGGCUUCGGCUCCGACCAGUCCCUGUGGAAGCACCUCGUGCCGCACCUCGUCGACGACUACCGCGUCGUCCUCUUCGACAACAUGGGCGCCGGAACCACCAAUCCCGAUUACUACGACUUCGACCGCUACUCCACUCUCGAAGGCUACGCCUACGACGUCCUCGCGAUCUUGGAGGAGCUUCAAAUCCAGUCCUGUAUAUUCGUCGGCCACUCCGUCUCCGCCAUGAUCGGGGCCAUUGCCUCCGUCGCUCGCCCUGACCUCUUCACCAAGCUCGUUGUCGUCUCUUGGUCUCCGAGGUAUUUGAACGAUGUGGAUUACUAUGGAGGGUUUGAGCAAGAAGAUCUGGACCAACUAUUCGAGGCAAUGCGAUCGAACUACAAAGCGUGGUGCUCCGGCUUCGCGCCGUUGGCGGUGGGCGGCGACAUGGAGUCGGUGGCCGUCCAGGAAUUCAGCCGGACGCUAUUCAACAUGCGGCCGGACAUAGCCUUGAGCGUUGCCCAGGCCAUCUUCCAGAGCGACUUUCGGCACAUGCUGUCCCAUAUCACCGUGCCGUGUCACUUAAUUCAGAGCAUGAAGGACUUGGCCGUGCCGGUGGUCGUCGCCGAGUAUCUCCAUCAGAACCUCGGCGGCGUGUCCAUUGUGGAGGUCAUGUCGACCGAUGGUCAUCUGCCUCAGUUGAGCUCGCCGGAGGUCGUCGUCCCCGUCCUCCUCCGCCACAUCCGCCACGACAUUGAUGCUUAAUUUUGUUAUUUAAUCCGCGUCUGUUCUGUUUCAUCGUCAAGAGGUUGAAUUAAGUAUUUAUUAGUGAUUUCCGAACCUAAAUUAAUUGUAAUUGAUGAUAACUAGGCCUCCUCGCAACUCAAAACUUGCGUGUUGUAAUUGUUGUGUGUGUUUAAAAAUUGAAAAAUGCUUUUGGUAUUUUAUGGGUUA
Molecule: messenger RNA, 1127 nt
Organism: Diospyros lotus (date-plum)
Lineage: Eukaryota; Viridiplantae; Streptophyta; Magnoliopsida; Ericales; Ebenaceae
Product: probable esterase KAI2
Exons: 2
Coding region: 126-938 (270 amino acids)
Biological process (GO): response to karrikin
Source: RefSeq, a predicted model, not a curated record